GACCUGGAAAAAUUUCAUGGUCGGCUGCAGAUGUGAAAGCGACUGCCGUCGACUUGAAAGCAUCUUUGCCGCUUUCGGUGACCCAGGUCAUCACUGCCAAGGAGUGGCGCGGAGGACCACUUGUCCAGCUUGAGGACACCAUUUCUCGCCCUGCUGCCUCAGAUUUGAUCGUAAAUUACUGGUUCAUCAAGGCAUUCGUUCGAAAGUGCCCCGACAAGGUGCCGUCUGCCUUUUUUGUAGCUGAUGUCAUACUCUACAUGGACCGACUUUUUUGCGAGCGCCUACUGAUUGCGCAGAAUCCGGGAGAAACCAAAAAAAGCCUCGCCGGUGAAGAAGGCAAGAAGAUCAAGGCGAAGUCGCAUGGGCACGCUGACGAGUCUAGCUCGGACAAUGGUGAUGAGCAGGCUGAGAGCGUCCAUGGCAGCUCUGAUGGCCACCUCCCACCGGCCCAGGAGCAGGUGGAGGGUGAUUCUGUUGCUUGCCCUGCAGAUGAUGAUGUAAAGAUGGUUGAGGCUGCUGAGAGCGACGAUGAACUUGAUGCAACAACCCUCCCGGGUCCAGGCGAUGUUGCCAGCCUUGCAGACGAUGACGAGGAGAUGCCUCCUUUGACCCACCCGUCACCAGAGAGGGAUCAGGCAAAUGAAGAGGCAGAUGAAGAGUCUUCCAGUUCUCAUGGAGGCUAUGACUGCUUCUUUGAGUCGCCCGAGUGUGGAAACAGUGGGCCGCCAAGAAAUGAGCUGAUCGAGAUGUGCUUGGGAUUGAUGCAAUACCUUUCGCAAGAGCACCCAGACAUCAUGAAGUGCCUUGGUGGAAGGCAUUUCCACAUGGUGAACUAUAUGGACCACUGCGAAUGGAGCUUCAGCAGAUUCGGCAUCCGGGCAACAAGUUGGCUGAGCACCAAAGAGCACUUUGCUCGUUGGUUGAAACGAUUCAAUGAGCUUAAUCGCACCAGUGAUUGCAAUAAGGUCUUGGACGGUAGAGCUAAUGCAGAUCUCACCGCUGAGACGCAUGCUGCAGCUGGGAUCGUGUGCCGGAAGCCUGCUGAGGAGGCUUUGGGCUUCAAGCGAGCCCGCGAGGAAUCUACAGCUGGUGCUCCAAACGGCGCAGGGGAAGGGGCAAAAGCCACAGAACCCAAAGCUAAGAAACCGAAGAAUGGCAAAGAGCAGAAACGGGAAAAGACUGAGGAACUCACCAUUGCUGGUGAUAAGUUCAAAACAUAUGAUUUGAAGGCUUUGCAGGCGAUCGAGGUUCUGCUGAAGAACAAAGCCUUUGUUGUCAAGCGCAUUGGCGCCCCAGCGAACGGUGAGGAAAACACGGACUCUGAGGGUGGCCGAACUGGUCAAAUCACGUGGGCCAAAAGCGGUGGGUGUGAGGCAUCGUGGGUGAAGGAAGUGCCCAUGCAGCCACAAGCAACCAAUGCGCUGCAGGUGUGGAUCGUGAUCUUGAUCUUCCCGCUGCCUGCUGUGUUGGGCAGCAUGGUGAAAGGUGUUUCUGUGAAGGCUAGGCGUGCAAAUGCCAGUAUGCCGUUCAAGCAGAAUGGUGCUGCUGACAAACCAACAACUUGGAAGCAGAAGCGCAAGCAAUCAGUGCUUGCCGGCCUCCGCUUCAUGAAAGCGCCGAUGGUGCUGGCUGCCCUUUGCAGUUUGAUGUUUGCCAACAGCCAGCUCAAUUUUAAGCCCUUGGACCACUUAGAGCUUUUUGCUGGCGUGCACUCUAUCACUUCUGGUGAGUGGAAGGAAUCCCGGCAUGCUAUUCCGAUGGACUUGACGUAUGACAAGGAUGGAGGCCAAGACAUUUUGACACCCGUUGGGUUUUGCAACAUGCUCUACCAAGUGCUGUCCCUCAGACCGGGGGGGGCCUUAUGGUCUGCUCCGGUUUGCUCGUCGUCGCGGGGCAGCACUCAAAGACGAUCUGACAAUCCCAUGGGCUGCACAUCGUCUCCUUCAGUCGCGGCAGGAAACCUGAUGGUUGCAAGGCUUACCAUUUUGCUGGCCAUAGCGGUAGCAAAGGGGUGCAUGUGGUCCCUUGAACAGCCAGUGAACAGCUUGUUGGAUGGCCACGUCCUCUUUCAACAAUUUCUUCGCUUGAAGCAGGUGACAUGCUACCGUGUUUCAACUAGCUUAAGCUGGUUUGGCGCUGACACUCGCAAGCCUAUCUGGGUCUAUUCAAGCAGACGUGAGAUUCAGGAGCUGAAUGACUUUGCAGACCGCUCUCUGCGUCCUGAGAACCAAUCAGAGAUGAUUGUGAGGUACGAAGACUCUGAGGGAAACAAGCGGAUCAAGGGGGGGUCUGACUUGAAAGCAAGUCAAGCUUAUCCAAAGAAGCUCAUUCCCAUGCAAAUAGUAUGGAAGUUUCGCCAUUAA
Messenger RNA from Durusdinium trenchii, 2363 nucleotides. The record is from the annotation of a GenBank genome assembly. Lineage: Eukaryota; Dinophyceae; Suessiales; Symbiodiniaceae.